Messenger RNA from Carica papaya (papaya), 2169 nucleotides. RefSeq names its product D-mannose binding lectin protein with Apple-like carbohydrate-binding domain-containing protein. The record is from RefSeq and is a predicted model, not a curated record. Lineage: Eukaryota; Viridiplantae; Streptophyta; Magnoliopsida; Brassicales; Caricaceae. Gene Ontology annotation, biological process: recognition of pollen.
UUGACAUUGUAGUUUGGUUUGACUUCUUCUGUGUCCGUUGAUGACCACUCCUCACUCUCUUCCUCAAUUGGUAGCCUAACACAACCGUUGCAUGCACAUACUUUUCAAUCUAUUAUGUCUGCGUCUAUCUAUAGUCUACAUACACUCCAUAAUAAUAUAAUCUUUUUACAACCCUGCUCGAUCAGCUUAGUCAAACUCGAACAAUAAAAUAUUUAAAUAUAUCACAGGAGGCUUCGAAAAUUGAAAAUGCAAUUCUCGGCUCAGCUAGAACAGCCCAAUGCAAAAGGUUAUACCCAUAUAUAAUAUAAUAUACAAGGUGGUGAUAUUCUGUGAGACUAUAUAUAUUCAGUAUAUAUCUGUAUCCGAUCAAUGUAUAAAUUAGACUUUUUAUAUAUGAUAAUGGCAAUAGCUCUCCUACCUUUUUGAUCAAUGAGCAAUACUAGUUUUCUCCAUUUACCAAUCUGCCAUUAUUUCUUUUUUCAAUCGUCUUCUCUAGCAAAAUGAGAAUCUCCAUCAACUCGGUGAUAAGCACAGAUGGGACAACUCGCUUCCUCAUUCUCGCAAUAUGUGUUGCUUAUAGAUGCACGGGACCAUGCACUGAAGCAGCCACGGCCGGCCACGAGCUCAUCAAUGGUUUCAAGGCCACACCCGACCCAUCAAUCUCUUCAUUUCAGUCUCUCCUGGUAGACUCCACAGGUAAUUUCUCGUUUGGUUUCCUCCGUAUCAAUCGGACCCAACUCGCCCUUGUGAUUCUCCAUGCUGCUUCCUCUGAAAAUUUCUGGGUCGCCAACCCAACCAGCUUAGCCCGAUGGUCGGACCGUACCCAGUUAUCCUUCAACGGCAGUUUGGUAAUCGCCGACAAAACCACCGGGAUAUUUUGGACAACUGGGACGGAGGGGGAUCGCGUUGUCCUCUUAAACGAUUCGAAUCUGCAAAUACAGAAGGUCGGAAAGUCCCCCACCGUCGUCUGGCAAAGCUUUGACUUUCCCAAAAAUAUCCUCGUGGCGAACCAGAAUUUUACAUCUGCCAUGACUCUAGUCUCGUCGAAUGGGCUAUAUUCCAUGCGUCUAGGUGAAGAUUACAUGGGCUUAUACGCAAAGUUCAAUGAAAACUCAAAUCAAAUUUAUUGGAAGCACAGAGCAAUGGAAGUCAAAGCGGAGAUCGUAGAAGGGCAAGGUCCCCCCCACGCUUUAGUCAACUCAAACGGCUACCUGGGUAUGUACCAAACAGGUACUGCUCCCGUAGACGUGCAGCCAUUUAACAGCUUUCAACAACCAUUCAACGCGCUUCUCAUUCUCCGGUUAGAACCGGACGGGAACUUGAAAGCGUACUACUGGGACGGGUCUAACUGGGUUCUGGACUACCAGGCGAUCACUGGCGCUUGCGAGUUGCCGUCUUCAUGCGGUUCAUACGGUUUGUGCACGCCCGGGUCAGGCUGUUCAUGUCUGGACAAUCAGACUGAAUUUCGAUCCGGCGAGUGCUCUGCAACUGCUUAUGGAGACUUUUGCGGAGAUAUCUCGAAAAGCCAGUUUCGGGUGGUGAGAAGGAAAGGCGUGGAGUUACCGUUCAAGGAGCUGAUGGGCUACGAAACGACGUCGUCGCACGAGUUGUGCGAAGCCAUGUGCGAAAGGAACUGUAGCUGUUGGAGUGCAGUGUAUAACAACGCAUCCAGGUUUUGUUACUUGGUGGAUUAUCCGACGCAAACCAUGGUGGGCGUUGGGGACCAGAGUAAAGUGGGUUAUUUUAAGGUGCGGGAGGGUACAAGGAAAAAGAAAAUGGAAUCGGGUUUCGGAGUCAGAACUGGGUUAUUAACUGGGCUCGUAGCGUUAUUGAUUCUGGCAAUCGGGUUGGGAAGCUACAAGAUGUGGAGGAGGAGGAGAUGGAUGAAAGGGGUGUUGGAGGAAGAAAACGGGUUAUCACCCGGCCCUUAUAAGGAUCUCGGGUCAGCUAGUUUUCGAUCCAUUGAGAUGAGCAGUAGAUAAUGUUGACUGAGAUAAGUUCUACUUAUUUUAUUUUAUUUUAUCCUUCACUAUAUAUUUUAAUUUUGAUGACGUCAUGGAUGACAUAUUGCUUGGUGUAAGUUGGGUGGUUUGACUGGACAGUGGGUUUGUGUGGGGGGUCAGAUCAACGUGAUCUUUUUUAUUUUUGUUGUUUCUAAGGUGGGCCCAG